This is a messenger RNA of Fomitiporia mediterranea MF3/22, 915 nucleotides long. Its product is annotated as kinase-like protein. Gene Ontology annotation, cellular component: cytoplasm. The transcript has 6 exons. The record is from RefSeq and is a predicted model, not a curated record. Gene Ontology annotation, biological process: protein phosphorylation. NCBI's taxonomy places the organism in Eukaryota, Fungi, Basidiomycota, Agaricomycetes, Hymenochaetales, Hymenochaetaceae. Bases 1 to 915 code for a protein of 304 amino acids. Gene Ontology annotation, molecular function: protein serine/threonine kinase activity; ATP binding.
AUGCGUUGUCUAGCAUCUCUACACGGGAAGCCGUUAAGAGCGCGUCUCUUCGAAAUUGCCAGAGUCAGGCACUACUUCAAACGAAGACGUCACUCACCUCACACAAGACAACGGGUACAACCAAGAUAUGCACCAUCUGCCUCGACUAAAAGCGAGUCCAGUGGCAAGUCGACGCAGAGAAAAGAGAAACCUUCGUUUUUCUUCCAACUGGCUGCAUUUUUAGAUGGCACAGACCGUCGUCUAUUCGAGUCGGUUUUGAAAGGUGCAGAAGGUAGAUCAACAGACGAUGCAACAGACACUGGGCCACCAAGAGACUACGCAGACAGUGCGACAGGCAAGCACUAUCGGUCAGACAGCCCCAUGCCGAGAGAACCUGCAGACAACUCUACAGGAAGAGGUAGCAGGCUCUUAAGAGAUUAUAAAAUACUGGGAGAAAUAGGGAAGGGAUGUAAUGGAGAUGUCCGAAAGGCUGAAGUCCUGCCAACUGCGAGAGCCAAGGGAGGCAGAUGUCAUUUUCGUGCGAUAAAAGCAAUGUAUCAACCAGUCGACAACGAAGUUAAGGAAAGAUUGGAAGCUGCGAAAGGAGUACUACGCAGUCUCAAUGAUUGUCCGAACAUCAUUUAUUUCUACACGUGUUUUACUGAAACUACAACAACUGGCACUGAACACUUGCUUUUUGUGAACGAGUAUGCAGAAGGAGGUAACCUUAGCGCAAGAAUAAAGAAGAACGAUUCAUUACAUGAGAAGGAUCCAUUACAUGAGCAAGACAAAAAGGCAAUCAUAUACUGCAAAGGAGUAGAGCACGGAGUUGCAAUGAGAGUCGCCGAGCCACAAGGACCGACUACUUUCAUGGCCCCUGAAGUUUUUAAGAGAAAAAUAAUUUACUUUUCUCAGGAUAUAUGGGCGUUUGGGUAA